GGGACCAGCCGUCACCACACAGGUGACAGCACCCCACGGACCCCACGUGCCCCCCCACAUCAGUCCAUGAUGCCCAAGCCAGCUGCCAGGGCCUCAUCCUGCCCGGUGAGGGGCCAGGGUCCCAGGGCAGCAGGGGCCAAGCGGAGCUGAGCCGGGCCAUGGCGGGCACACGGGCGCACAGCCGCCUCCUGCACUCGCUGCUCUGCCAGCUCUGCUGCGGUUGUGGCUGCACUUCUUGCCGUGGGCUCCGCGUGUCCACAUGCACCCGGAUCCUCUAUACGCUCCUGCAUGUCCUGGCCUCUGCCGUGUGCUGCCUCAUGCUGUCCCGCACUGUGGCCCAGGCCGUCAGGGAGAAGGUGCCCUUCUCGGCGGUGCUGUGCGAACACCUGCCCGGGGGCACGGACUGCGAGCGGCUGGUGGGCUCCUCGGCCGUGUACCGGGUCUGCUUCGGCACUGCCUGCUUCCACCUGGUGCAGGCUGCUCUUCUCCUCAACGUGCGCUCCAGCACCGACUGUCGUGCUCAGCUCCACAACGGGUUCUGGCUCCUGAAGCUGCUGGUGCUGGUGGCACUCUGUGCCGCCAGUUUCUUCAUCCCUGAGGACCGCUUCAUCCAAGCCUGGCACUACACGGGUGUCUGCGGGGGCUUCGCCUUCAUCCUCAUCCAGCUGGUGCUGAUCACCGCCUUUGCGCACACCUGGAACAAGAACUGGCUGACGGGCGCAGCGCAGGACAAGCGCUGGUACCUGGCCGUGCUGCUGGCCACGGCCGCCUUCUACACCCUUGCCUCCGCUGCCUUCUCCUUCCUGUACAAGUUCUACACCCACCCGGCCGCCUGCCACCUCAACAAGGCGCUGCUCACCAUCAAUGGCAGCCUCUGCGGCAUCAUGUCCUUCCUCUCCAUCACGCCCUGUGUGCGGCUCAAGCAGCCGCGGUCAGGGCUGCUGCAGUCCUCAAUCAUCAGCUGCUACGUGAUGUACCUCACCUUCUCCGCACUGUCCAGCCGUCCCCCGGAGAGAGUGCUCUACAAGGGGCAGAACCUCACCGUCUGCUUCCCGGGUGUCCGGCAGGACGAGCUGCAGACUGAGGACACCACUGUUGCCGUCCUGGGGGCUGCCAUCAUGUACGCCUGCGUGCUCUUCGCAUGUAAUGAAGCUUCCUACCUCGCCGAGGUCUUUGGGCCCCUCUGGAUGGUCAAAGUCUACAGCUUCGAGUUUAAAAAACCCUCCUGUUGCUUCUGCUGCCCCGAGAAGAUGGAGGAGGAGCUGAGAGGCGCCGAGCAGACGUGUGAACAAGCAGAGGAGACCGCCGGGGGACGGUGCGUCAUUCAGGAUGAGCGAGACCGGGUGGUCUACAGCUACUCAGCCUUCCACUUCGUCUUCUUCCUCGCCUCACUCUACGUCAUGAUGACCCUCACCAACUGGUUCAGCUACGAGAAUGCGGUGCUGGAGACCACCUUCACACACGGCAGCUGGUCGACCUUCUGGGUGAAGGUGUCCUCGUGCUGGGCCUGCAUCCUGCUCUACCUGUGGCUGCUGCUGAGCCCCCUCUGCCUCCGCGGCUCCCCCCAGCACCGGCGCAGCAGCCCAGUCCUGCGUGUCCUGCGGCGACGACGCGCCCCACAGCGCAUCAGCGUCUCCACGUAGUCCCUGCUGGGAUGGACUGAGCCCGGCCACGUGUGCGGCAGCAGCCGGGGCUGGUCCCUGCCGUGCCCUGUGCCUGUGCCCUCCUCCCACUGGACUCCCCUGGCCCCCUGCCCCCGGAGAUGGCGGCAUCCAAGAGACUGGGGGGGGACCGAGGAGGUGGGUGCUACCGGGGACACCGGCCCUGCGUUGAGCUGGGGUCACCCAAGGGGCCAUCCGGAGCAAGCUCGGGUGGCGGGCGAUCGGCCCCGGCUGCUGCCGGGCUCCCCCCGAGCAGGGAGGCGGCUCCUGCCAGGUACGGGUUGCCCUGGCCUGGGGCCUGCCGAGGGAGUGGGGCUCUGCCCCGGCCA
Messenger RNA from Grus americana (Whooping crane), 1990 nucleotides. It is a transcript of the gene SERINC4, whose product is annotated as serine incorporator 4. Bases 159 to 1643 code for a protein of 494 amino acids. Gene Ontology annotation, cellular component: membrane. NCBI's taxonomy places the organism in Eukaryota, Metazoa, Chordata, Aves, Gruiformes, Gruidae. The record is from RefSeq and is a predicted model, not a curated record. The transcript has 13 exons.